This is a messenger RNA of Exophiala viscosa, 1323 nucleotides long. RefSeq lists its product as uncharacterized. The record is from RefSeq and is a predicted model, not a curated record. The coding region runs from base 1 to 1095 and encodes 364 amino acids. The transcript has a single exon. NCBI's taxonomy places the organism in Eukaryota, Fungi, Ascomycota, Eurotiomycetes, Chaetothyriales, Herpotrichiellaceae.
AUGCCUGGAGAGGGCAGGGCUCAAGCACGAGCUGGUAAUACAACCGGCAGCAAUGGCAGGGGUGGCGAGAGCCAUGGUUCCCGACGCCAACGUCCUAAGUGUACCUACCCUUCCUGCGGAAAGUUUGGUCACCUUGAAAGCAAUUGCUGGAAGGCUCAUCCAGAGCUUCGGCCACGUCAAGCUUGGGGUCGCGGUCGAGGCCGGCAUGGUCGGGGUGGGUUCGGCCAACACGGAACAACAAGCGCGAUCGAAGGCCCUCAGGCUGAGAACGAAUGGACUGUAGAGCACACUGGUAACUGGAGUGUUACGCCGCCGACACCCACUUUCCGUCUGUUUGAUCUGCCGCAAGAGAUUCAGGACAGAAUCUAUAAGCAUCUGUACGUCGAAAAGUACGGAGCCUCUGUCUACAUCGUCGACAACAGCAACUAUGCACGCGAUUACAGACAGCACGGCUUACAGAAGUACUUUGUAUUCCGUACCACCAGUUACUCCGUCGAGUUGGCCUGCAAGAAACUCCGUGAUGACACGCACCUCUUGCGCAAAGACGCAUUCAACGGCCAUCUUCAUGUUGAUUUCCACGAGGACUACGGUUGGCAAGCAAUGGAGAGACUGUGCUCAGAAAGUUUCGCCUGGCUCCAGAUUCGCGUCACCGAUCUCAAGAUGGCGGGCUUCAGUGGCAGGGCAAUCAGUGGGAGGGUGUUCGAUGCAUCCACCUGGGAGCAGGAUCUGGAUUUGCUCAAGCACUUUCCUGAGGUUACAACGAUCGAGAUCAAAUACGACAUCACGAAGUACAAGUACCAGGCUGACAUGGACGACAUUGAGACAGACGAGUGGAGGAGACUGCAAGAACCCGGCGCCGAUCAAGCGUUUCUCGAUGGUACGAGAGACAAUGAAUUCUCGUAUCCGGCAAGCAUGCUCGGGAUUUGGGAUCUGAGGGCAUACAUGAAGCAAAAGUCCCACGAGUGUGCCAUCUACAUGAGUGUUCACGUGCAAUGGAUGAGCGACCGCUAUUACAGAAUCUAUGAGGAGGUGAGUACUUUCCUUGCGCAAUUUGAGCAGACGGCUGACAGCAAGUGCAGUCGGUCAAAUUCCUGAUCACGUCCGACGGUCUCGAAGCCGUGGAGAGACGCUAAAAACAAGAGACUUGUAUGCAGGAACGUGAGCUUGCGGACCAACAAAACAUACUUCUUCAGGAAGAGAAUGAGCUAUGGAAAGCUGGUAUUGAUGACAACUAGUUCUGAAGAUUGGGGCACGGCACACAUGGUCAAUCCUGAGACCCAAAUAAGCUCCGAUAGGCAGCGGUCCCCGAUAUCGAAAAGCGAC